Molecule: messenger RNA, 2827 nt
Organism: Ruditapes philippinarum (Manila clam)
Lineage: Eukaryota; Metazoa; Mollusca; Bivalvia; Venerida; Veneridae
Product: epidermal growth factor receptor substrate 15-like 1
Exons: 21
Coding region: 47-2707 (886 amino acids)
Biological process (GO): endosomal transport; endocytosis
Cellular component (GO): cytoplasm; clathrin coat of coated pit; plasma membrane
Molecular function (GO): calcium ion binding; cadherin binding
Source: RefSeq, a predicted model, not a curated record
UGCAAUUCUUACAAAUUUUGAAAAAGAAUAAGCACUAAAAUUCAAGAUGGCUGCCUUUCCACCAAUCCCUCAGAUUGUUGGCAAGCAUGGACCUGUUUAUGAAGCCUACUACAGACAGGCUGACCCAAAUAAUACUGGCAGUCUGGGAGCUCUUGAUGCUGCAACAUUUAUGAAGAAAUCUGGACUGAAAGACAAUGUUCUCUCACAGAUAUGGGAUAUGUCAGACCCUCAUGGUAAGGGGUACUUGGAAAAGACCGGUUUCUUUGUGGCACUUAAGCUGAUUGCUUUAGGACAGAGCGGACAAGAUCCUAGUCCUGCCAAGCUUACAGUAGAUGCACCACAGCCUAACCUUGGACCGUAUCAAAUAGCACCUGAAGUGGAACCAGCUGGUACUACCGGAGCACCAUGGGCUUUAUCGGCUAAUGAGAAAGUCAAGUAUGAUCAAGUGUUUGACAGUCUUCAGCCAGUUAACAAUCUUCUUGCUGGUGACAAAGUAAAACCUGUACUGAUGAACUCAAAGUUACCAGUGGAUGUCCUGGGACGUAUCUGGGAACUAAGUGACAUAGACAAAGAUGGUUACUUAGAUAGAGACGAAUUUGCUUUGGCAAUGCAUUUAGUACAUAAAGGGAUGGCUAAAGAGACAAUACCCCCUGCUCUACCCCCUAACUUAGUACCACCAUCUAAAAGAAAGGGAGUACCAGUAGGUGGUAUGCCAGUGUUGCCUGGAGCUGUGCCGGUACUAGCCGGUCUAGGGGGCCCAGGGAGUGGCCGCAACACACCAACAAUGAGGUCUGACUCCCCAUCAUUGAGGGGUAAAGAUAUAUGGGUGGUGACGCCGGCGGAGAAAAGUAAUUAUGACAUCAUGUUCCGUAAGGCCGACCUUGACAUGGAUGGCUUUGUUUCCGGACAGGAGAUAAGGGAUAUAUUUCUACAAAGUGGGUUACAGAAUAACGUUCUAGCACAUAUCUGGAACCUGUGUGACAUGAAAAGUAUAGGCAAGUUGAAUUCGGACCAGUUCGCUCUGGCCAUGCACCUAAUGCAACAGAAACUGAAAGGUAUAGACCCACCUCCACAAUUGACCCCUGACCUUGUCCCUCCAAGCAUGAGGGCCGGUGGUGCUGCAGACACGGCUGCUUUUGGCGUUGCUGAUGGAGUGACCAGUGCUGGACCUUAUGGACAUGUUGCAGAUUUCUCGGCCAUCAAAGAGCUUGAUAUGAUUCAGAAAGAAAUAGAUGAGAUUAAAAAGGAGAAAUUGAAACUGGAAGCAGACCAGCAACAGCAGACGGCAGAUAUCCGGAUAUGUCAAGGAGAGGUACAGAUGUUAGAGAAGGAAUUAAACAGUAUAACAAGCACACUACAUCAAUUAGAGAGUCAGAAAAUAGAGGCACAAAAAGUUCUUGAUGAACUUGAUGAAAAGAAAUCGGACCUUGAAACAAGUGUGAGAGAAAUCAAGAUGAAAUGCGAUGAUGAACAAAGACAGAUUGAUAUGUUGAAUGCCCAGAUUCAAAAUCAGCAAAAAUCAGCAAUGGAAUAUGAUGAUGAGUUGAAUAAAUUGCGUAUAGAUCUUGGAAACCUCAGAGAAGAGGAAAAUAAGCUGGAACAGAAAGUCGAGAAUGGUAAAACACAACUAGAACAACUGGCAAAAUCACAAAAAGAUGUGUUAUUGCAGGUUAAUCAGACAAAAACACGGGUACAACAUUUACAAGACCAAUAUAGAGCUAUACAACAAGGUGUGACAGAAUUUUCAAUACCACCUGAUCCUGGGACAUUUAUGUCUACACCUUUAAAUAAUAGUGAAGAUCAGACAAGUACGAGGGCUACCGUUGGUAGCCCAGUUAGUACUAUAAGUGAUUUUAGUAUGGGCUCAGCAUUUGAUGAAGACCCAUUUAAAACUAAAGAUCCAUUUGGAGGCGGUGGAAGUCAGCCAGAUCCAUUUGCUGCUGAUGAUCCAUUUAAAAGUAGUGAUCCAUUUAAAUCUGAAGGUUUUACUUCAGACCCUUUUGCUUCAGAUGACCCCUUUAAAGAUGCUUUUCCAUCUAGUAACACAACUAACACUUCUAAAGAUGAUCCAUUUUCUAGUUCAGAUCCAUUUGGCAGUUCAUUUGGAUCAUCUAGUUCUACUAGUAAACAAUUGGAUGCCUUCGAUCCUUUUGGUACCUCAUCUAGUAAACCUCAAAAAUCUAGUGGCGAUUUAUUUGGUAGUGAUCCCUUUGCUCCUUCCCCACCCGCCAAAACACGUUCUGAAUCCCCGCGACCAGCUUUACCCCCAAAACAAAAGAAAGCUCCCCCACCUCGGCCUGCCCCUCCGAAGGGAAAGUCGCCGGUAUCAAGUCCAUCAAAGCCAAAGAAGCCAGACCCAUUUGGAGCAGGUGCGUUUCCUAACGACCCGUUUGGAAGCUCGGACCCGUUUUCUGGAUCAUCUACUACAGGGGUGAGUGGUGGUCAUGGUGGUGGAGAUGCUUUCGCUUCUAAUUUUGCAGACUUUAGCCCUAGCAAGACAUCAAGUGCGUUUAGUGACGACGAAGUAGCCUGGGCGUUUACAUCAUCUACAUCACCUACGCAGUCAUCAGCUUCUAGUAAAAAAUCGAGCGUUAAAUCGCCAAAAUCUAAAUCAAAAUCGAGUAGCAAAUCUAAAAAAAUGACGCGGGAGGAACAAGAAGAGGCCGACUAUCAGUUAGCGUUAAAAUUGAGCCGCGGAGAAAUCUAGUGAUAGUUGUGAAAUUUUAAAAUUGUUAAUAUGAAUCCAACAAAAAUUGAUAAAUUUAGUACUGUUGUAAAAUUGUAAUAUGUUAAAAUGGACCACAAGAAAAAUUGAUAAAUUUGAUAA